Aphanomyces astaci is the source of this 1092-nucleotide messenger RNA. RefSeq lists its product as hypothetical. The transcript has a single exon. Bases 23 to 328 code for a protein of 101 amino acids. The record is from RefSeq and is a predicted model, not a curated record. NCBI's taxonomy places the organism in Eukaryota, Oomycota, Saprolegniomycetes, Saprolegniales, Verrucalvaceae.
AUUCCUCUUUCCCCACGAGGUCAUGGAGUCUGCAUUGUCCUUGGUCACUGGGCAUCCAUAUGUGGCAGUGCUUCUACUCUUCGCUGCAGUACUUGCAUCCAGCGCAUCGGUGCGCAACUCAGUGUUUGUCGGGACGACCUACGUGACGUUAACGAUGUGGUACCAGUACCGUCAAGUGACGAAAGGCCGGCGGGAGUCCACGGCGACAGCUCCGCCCCCAACGAUGUCAACCUCUGGCGACACAGGGUCCGCUCCGCCGUUGGAUGAGUUAGCUAUCGACCCCGUCAAGUCAACUCGACGAUCAAAGCCGCGAUCAUGGGCCGAUUGACGGCGCGCAUGACAGUCUACGGAUGCGAACUUUUGAACUGAGUGUCCGUAUCUCAUUGAGCCAAUAUGUAGUACAUGACAAGAUGCAGCCAGCACUUUUUAACAUUGGCCCUUCAUUUACGUUAUAUUUCAAUGCAAGUAUGGUCAUUCAAUCUGGCGCGCCCUCUACGCCAUAGUUAGAGCUGUCGCUAGAAGUGCGAUAAUCGCAACUGCAGUAGUCGUGACUGUCAGCGCUCCACUGCGGACCGAGGUAGUUUUCGGAGUCGCCGUGGUCACUGCUCCAGUAGUAGACGGUGCCGCCGCCAUCGUAGCGGUGAUGUUAGACGUCAUGUUCGUUGGGUUUGGAGGGCAGUGGUGACAGCGUUAUGAUCCCCUUCGCUGUUCCCGCCGUAGCCCGUGAUCACAGGUGACGACAGACCAUUUCCAGUGCCUUGAUCGCCGUUGCCCAUACCGACUCCAGAUUGACCUCCUCCAAGCAUCGAGUUGUCCCCCCCCAUCCCGACGUUCUGGCCGCCAAUUUGGUUAGGCGGUGGCAUCCCCCCAAAGUUGUUUUGCAUGUCAACUUGGUUGGAUAGUUGGUUACUUUGAUCUGUGGCGCCACCGAGGGGGGCUUGAGGGACUUGUCUGAGGGCAGGAGGUGAUUGAGCAUUAGAGCCAGGGAUGGGGUUGGCGGCAGGGGGGGUCGGACUGAUUGAGCCAGGGAGGGUGUUGGCAGGAGUGGGGGCUGGGGCGUCUCGGUUGAUGGGGUUGUUUCGAGCGGACGGG